Messenger RNA from Momordica charantia (bitter melon), 1597 nucleotides. RefSeq names its product AT-hook motif nuclear-localized protein 8. NCBI's taxonomy places the organism in Eukaryota, Viridiplantae, Streptophyta, Magnoliopsida, Cucurbitales, Cucurbitaceae. The record is from RefSeq and is a predicted model, not a curated record. Gene Ontology annotation, molecular function: minor groove of adenine-thymine-rich DNA binding.
ACUAAAACCCUAAAAAAAUAAAACCCAUUUCGCGGUUCUCUUCGCUCGCUUCCCGUGUCUGUUCACUCGUCACUCAUCAGUGAUCGAAGAAGCAAAGCGAAAUUAGGAACACGAUUCAGUGAAUCGACAUUAAAGAUUUUGCAUUUCCUUGUUCCUCCACAAUCCCAACGAAGAGUCGUUUCGUUUCUGUUCUUCCUCAAUCCCCAUCUGAUUUUGCGACAAUGGAUUCACGGGAGAGGCCGCUUCCUUCUGUACAUCAACCCCAGCCACAAUCCACGCCCCCCAACAGGAUGAUGCCCAACGCUUCGUAUUCCUCGAAUUUACCCAACGCCAACAAUUCUUCGCCAUUGAUGAAUCCCAAUUCGGCUGCUGCCCAGAUGAUGUCCUCCGCAUCGCGAUUCCCUUUCAACUCUAUGAUGCCGUCUGCGUCCAAGCCGUCCGAGUCGCCGAAUGCGGGUUCUUAUGAUGGAUCGCAGUCUGAAUUGAGGACUGGUGGCUUUAACAUUGAUUCCGGGAAGAAGAAGAGAGGCCGCCCCAGGAAGUAUUCCCCAGAUGGGAACAUCGCUUUGGGCUUAGCGCCCACUCCCAUGGCUUCUUCUGCCGUUCCGGGCGAUUCCGGCGGCAUGCAUUCGCCGGAGCCUCGCCCCAAGAAGAACAGGGGAAGGCCGCCUGGCACUGGGAAGAAGCAGAUGGAUGCUCUGGGUACCGGCGGUGUUGGCUUUACUCCUCAUGUCAUUCUGGUGAAACCAGGGGAGGACAUUGCAUCAAAAGUUAUGGCAUUCUCACAGACUGGGCCACGAACUGUUUGUAUUCUCUCUGCCCACGGUGCUGUCUGCAAUGUUACUCUUCACCAACCAGCAAUGACAGCUAGUAGUGUAACAUAUGAGGGCCGAUACGAAAUCAUCUCUCUAUCAGGUUCCUUCUUGAUUUCUGACAGUAAUGGUAAUCGAAGUCGAACUGGUGGUUUAAGCGUAUCCCUAGCAAGUGCAGAUGGACAAGUUCUUGGUGGAGUUACCAAUAUGCUAACAGCAGCAUCUACAGUUCAGGUUAUAGUGGGUAGCUUCCUUGUGGAUGGGAAAAAACUGGGCUCAAGUAUACAGAAAUCUGGUCCAUCUUCUACAUCACCUAAUAUGUUAAACUUUAGUGCACCUGCGGCAGCAGCCUGUCCCUCUGAAGGUGCCUCAAAUAAUUCAUCAGAUGACAAUGGCGGUAGCCCUUUAAGCCGGGGACCUGGAAUGUACACCAAUGCCAAUCAACCAAUUCAUAAUAUGCAGAUGUACCAAUUAUGGGGUAGUCGAAAUCAAUAAUGAAGAUGCUUUUACCAACUUAACAGUGUAGCACAUUGGGGUCAAAGUGGUUAGUGUUUUGCAUCCCGAUGUAUAGAGGUUAGUUCUGGAUUCUGUCCCUAACAUCCAUUGUUGAAGCCUCAUCAUAACUUUUCUAGAUUAGAAUCUUUAUUGAUCGUUUAGCUGCUCCUGCUGGUUAGCUUUAUUUCUAGUCAGUUAAAAUUGUCUACUUUUAACAUUUCUCCAUGAAUGUGGAACUUCUUAAGAUUGGUAAAUCAUAUCAAUUCGAAUGUCAUUAUUGUAGAGGGGAA